Vigna radiata var. radiata (mung bean) is the source of this 1269-nucleotide messenger RNA. RefSeq lists its product as uncharacterized. The coding region runs from base 1 to 1269 and encodes 422 amino acids. Lineage: Eukaryota; Viridiplantae; Streptophyta; Magnoliopsida; Fabales; Fabaceae. The record is from RefSeq and is a predicted model, not a curated record. The transcript is spliced from 3 exons.
AUGGAUCGUGCCCCACCAAAUCGUUCGUGGAUGUAUGAUAGGUGUCAUAGAGGAAGAGGUGCUUUGAAAGAGUCUUUUGUAUUGGGUGUUGAAGAGUUUAUAAGUAAAGCUUGUGAACAAGAACGUUAUCGCAGAGAUGGGGGUCUUCGAUGUCCAUGUUUAAAGUGCGAUUGUACAAAGAUUCUGAACGAAAGAGUUGUCAAGGUUCACCUCUACAGGGUGGGUUUCAAGCCUAAUUAUUUUAUUUGGGAGGAUCAUGGGGAAAGAAUGCCAGAAGAUGAUGUACAAAAUCAUGAAAGUGUGAUGGGUGUAGAGACGGAAGGUGGUCCAAUUAACCAAUUUAUGGUGCAUGAUGCUCUUAGGCAAAAUGAGUCGUGCCAAGCAUCUACUUCAGAUANCAUUGAAGAGGCUCCGAAUGAAGAAACACAAAGGUUUUAUAAUCUUUUGUUGGAUGCAAACAAGCCAUUGUAUGAAGGAGCAUCAGACUCGAAAUUAUCAAUGUGUGUCAGGCUAUUAGCUUGCAAGUCAAAUUGGAAUAUUCCUAACCAAUGCUUAGAUUUUAUUGCAAAAAUGGUUCUGGAUGGAACACCCAUCAAAUCAAGUUUGCCUAAAUCAUACUACGAUGCAAAAAAACUACAAAGAACGUAUGCCUCAACACAAACUGUAGGACACAUGACAUGGCAUUAUGAGAACAGGUCGACGAAUGGUGUUUUGCGUCAUCCAUGUGAUGGAGAGGCUUGGAAGCACUUUGAUAGAGUAUAUCCUCACUUUGUUAUUGUUACCCCUUACAAUCUUCCUCCAGAAAUCUGCAUGUCUAAACCUUACAUGUUCUUGACAUGUCUCAUUCCUGGGCCAUUCAAUCCAAAGGUUGGCAUAGAUGUUUACUUAGAGCCCUUGAUAGACGAAUUGAAGAAGUUGUGGACGAGUGUCUUAACGUAUGAUAUUUCAAGGAAACAAAACUUUAUUUUGAGGGCCAUGCUGAUGUGGACAAUUAAUGUUUUUCCUGCUUAUGGUAUGUUGUCCGGCUUGAGCACUCGUGGUAAACUAGCAUGUCCAUAUUGCAUGGAGUAUACAAAGGCUUUUAGAUUAUAUCAUGGGGCAAAAAAUUCCUGGUUUGACUCCCAUCAGAUGUUUUUACCGAAUGACCAUGCCUUUAGGAGGAAUAGAAAUUCUUUCAAGAAGGGGGAAGUGGAGAUGAAUGAUGCACCACCAUAUCUGACGGGAGCAGAAGUUUGGAAUAGAAUCAGGGGUUAUCCUAAAAUAACUUAA